CCGCAAGUAGAAAAAACUACUUCUCGCGAGACCGGACUAACCAGCGACGAGCGAUAGUGCUUUUUUGGUUUGAACUCUCGCGGUGUUUUAGAGGCAAAAAAAAUGGGACGACGAGAAACUCGCGAGACUUCGCUAGGAGGCCGCUACCUGUGGGAAGGAGACAGUUCUCGCGAGACUUGAGGGGGAAAAGGGGGUUACACCGCUGCCUGUGGAAACGCAAGGCGGCCGUUUCUUGCUGGGGGGAUUACUCCUAUUUCUUCCCGCCGAAAUCCCGCGAGAUUCGUUCCCCCCUCCCGUGACUGGAAGAGCCCUAUGCUGUGACAAGCCGGACCGAGUCCUUCGUGAGGCGGAAAAAGUAGUGUACGGAGAAGUGAGGCGGAGGAGGCCGCACCGUGCUGACAGCCGGGACAAGACAGGAAGCCUUCUUCAGUCAUCGUCUCUGUCAGGGGGGAGACCCUGGUGCCUGUGUGGAGGACCCCCGCUGCCAUUGGACUCUGUGGGAAGCUUUGUGAUACCCUCCCCUUCCAAUCCAUGAGAGGAAAGAUGGCAGCCCACCAUGGUGUAGGGACCCUCUAAGAGAGCAGAACAGAUUUCUUCGGACUAGUGACCACCCCCGCCCGUUUAUCCGCCAUCGCCCCCUCCCCUAUUACGUAGAUAUCCGUACAACACUACACAAUGGACUCCUAUGGGACUACGCUAACCUUCCAGAACCUGUGAACGUCUUAAGACAGUGACUAAGGAGUACGUCAAGGCUGGGUGACCCCGCUGCGCCUCCUUCACGUACAGGGACCAGGAGCUUCCUAAGUGGCGGCAGACCUUGUUAUAUGGAGGGAGGGUAGUCCUGUUCUCCUCAUAUCGCGUGUUGGUGACGCCAUACGUCUAUGCCGAAGCAGUGACACGUAUGUGAAUGACGGCAGGAAGCAGGUGAAGAGGGACCUUGUUGUCUCAGACCUUGGCGGAGCUUGGCCCAAGAGGACUUAUUGUAUUUAUUUUUGAGGGGUUCACCCCUCCCCCCUCUCCCCUGUCCCUCCCCCCACCCUUUUUUUAUUUUUCGGCAGAGGAAUGCCAAACCCGGUGCGGCAUGGGAACAAGAAGGAUAGCGGAGGGUCUGCAUCUAACAUGCCACAAAGCAGCGGGAGCAGCAAUAACAAAGAGCGUCAGCGCAUGGGCUCCAAACACAAGCGACACAAGUCCAAGCAUCUCAAAGAUUCUCCGGUAGCCCUCGAGCCUCUGGUCCCCACCACGCUCAAGCUGGUGGAGUACGAUGACAUCAGCUCUGACUCCGACACCUUCUCGGACGACGUCUCUUCCAAGCCUGAGAAAAGAGAUAGCGAUGAGAGGCGAGGCUCUGAGAAGAGUGAUAAGUCGCACAAGUCGCGGCACCGCCAUCAGCACAAGAAGGUUAAGGAGUCCACCAAGGGCAAGCAACUGGAAAGGGAACGGAAACCUGAGAAGAGUCAAGAAACGAUGGUCAGCAAGGUGCCCAGCUCGAAAGAGAGGACCGUGACCAAAAGAGUGGUUGAGGACCAGGAGGAGCAUGGACGCAGCUCUAAGUCCUCCAACAAAGAGGUCAGGCUGUCAAAGAUUCAUCGAGAAAAAGCACGUCGGGAGAGGGAGCUUAAAUCUGGACAAAAGGAUCGGGCGAAAGGCCACCGCAAAAGGGACUCUUCUAAACGUUACAAAACUUCUGACAGCCCCAAGAGGAAAGGACGAAGUCCGCGUAGAAAAUAUGGCGGCAGUCCAAAGCAGGAUGACAGUCAAUCUGAUGCAUCAGGCGGGCAGGACUACGAUGGAAGCCCACCUCGCUCACAUGCCUCCAGUAACUACGUGGAUACAUACAAGAAAGGCUUAGAGAGUCCCAACUACAAAGAGCCCUCUGCUUAUCAGACUAAUACCCGUUCCCCUAGCCCCUACAGCAGGAGGCAGCGCUCUGUGAGCCCCUACAGGAGGAGAUCUUCUAGCUAUGAAAGAGGAAGCGGCUCCUACAGUGGGAGAUCCCCGAGUCCGUAUGGGCGCAGGCGGUCCAGUAGCCCUUUUGUGUCCAAGCGCUCAGUGAGCCGGAGUCCUUUGCCCAGAAAAUCUGUGAAAUCACGAAGCAGGAGUCCCAUAUACUCAAGGAAGUCAUCAUCUUCUCGAAAGAAGCAGAAGUCUCAGUCGCGAAGCCGCCAUUCCAGUAUUUCACCUGCACGAUUGCCGUUAAACUCCAGUCUUGGUGCAGAGCUUAGUCGGAAGAAGAAGGAGCGAGCAUUAGCUGCCGCAGCAGCAGGUAGAGAUCCCAGGGGCAGUCCGUUAAUAAAGAGAGAGACUGGGGAUGGGAAAGGACUCUCCAUAGUGGAUGCCAAAAAGAUAACCAAAACUCUUAAAAUAGACAAAUCUGUUUCUGAUACAGAAUUAACAGUUACAGCAAAUGCAGACAAGACAAUAUCUAGUUCCAUUAAGACAGAGGAGGUGGAAAAGAAACCCUUGAUAUCAACCAAGGAUACAAAAACUCAAGUAGUAAAAGAAAACAAAUGUACCCCCAUUAAAGAGGAAGUCUUAACGCCAACAGAGGGAGUGACAGAAAAAGAAAAGGAAAAAGAUGUUCCUCCUCUGCCUACUUUGAAAUCCCCAAAGCCUCCUUUACCCACGUGUUCACCACCUCCUCCACUCCCACCUCUUCCUCCUUCACCUGUUGUUCCGCAGCAGCCUCCCCCACCUUUACCUCCACCACCCUCCUCCUUGACAUUCCUGCAGCUCCCUACUGUGGCUACUUCAGUGGCUCCCACCAGUCAAACUCGGGCAUCAACUAUAACCCCUCAGGCCAAUUCCCAGCCAUCGUCAUUGUCCACAUCUAAACUACAGCUACCUGCUAACUUUAUCCCUCACUUGAAAACCUCUACGCUUCCUCCAUUGCCGCUCCCACCAUUAUUACCAGGAGAAGAUGACAUUGAAAGUCCCAUGGAAAUUAUCCCCUCCAAACCUGUCAAGAGGAAUAAAGAGCAAAGGCCUCGACAUCUUCUCACCGAUCUCCCAUUGCCUCCUGAAUUACCAGGAGGGGAUCCAUCUCCUCCAGAAUCUCCAGAGCCAAAAGUGGUAACACCAUCUCAGCAACCACUAAGGAAGAGACCAAAAAUUUGCUGCCCCCGUUAUGGCGAGAGGAAACAAAAAGAAAUCGAUUGGGGUAAGCGCUGUGUAGACAAGUUUGACAUUAUUGGCAUCAUUGGAGAAGGAACGUAUGGACAAGUAUACAAAGCCAAGGAUAAGGACACUGGAGAGCUUGUUGCCUUAAAGAAAGUGCGUCUGGAUAAUGAGAAGGAAGGCUUUCCCAUAACUGCAAUCCGAGAGAUUAAAAUUCUUCGACAGCUCAUCCAUAGAAGUGUUGUGAACAUGAAGGAGAUAGUUACGGAUAAGCAGGAUGCCCUGGACUUUAAGAAAGACAAAGGUGCCUUUUACUUGGUCUUUGAAUACAUGGAUCAUGAUCUCAUGGGGCUCCUAGAAUCUGGUUUGGUACAGUUCUCUGAAGACCAUAUAAAAUCUUUUAUGAAACAACUAAUGGAAGGACUUGAUUAUUGUCACAAGAAAAAUUUCCUGCACAGAGACAUCAAGUGCUCCAACAUCUUAUUGAAUAACAGCGGACAGAUCAAGUUGGCUGAUUUUGGACUGGCACGGUUAUAUAAUUCAGAAGAAAGCCUACAGUCUACAGUUCAGAGAGGUCUACCGUCCCUCCUCAGUCUCCAGUUAGAGCAGUUCAGACUCCACUCCCUAACAUCUGGUUUACCAGACUUUUUAAUUACGGUUUCUGCAGUUUGCCGGACGGAGGGUCACUUUCAGUUUUUGGCGCUGCCCUUCGAGCUGGCCACAGCCCCCAGGGUCUUUACCAAGGUCCUGGCAGCUGUCAUUGCCAUUCUCCGCUCUCGAGGGGUGUCUGUCCUCCCUUACCUGGACGAUCUGCUUAUCAAGGCUCCGUCCCUGGCCCAAAACAAAGAGUCUCCACAUCACUCUGCAGACUCUGACCAGUUUCGGGUGGCUGAUCAACAAGAAAAAAUCCAAUCUUUCUCCCUCCCAGUCUCUGGUUUUUCUGGGACUUCGGUUCGAUACCGGGACGGCCCGGGUGUUUCUCCCUCCGGACAAGCAAAGUGUUCUUCUGUCAGAUCUCCCCUGUCCUUGGAUCGUCGGCUCAGUCUGCCCACCUCAAACCGCCAGUCGCUUCUUUGGUGGCUCCGCUCUCCUCCUGAGUGGUCACUCGUUCCUUCCACUGAACUGACUGGCCCUGACUACAGACGCGAGUCUCCGCAGUUGGGAGGGCGUUCUUCUGGACCGGACGGUCCAGGGCAGGAAUCCGGUCUUCCCAUCAAUGUCUUAGAAAUCCAGGCCAUCUUCCUUUAUCUCCGGCACUGGGAGUCACUUCUCCGUGGCCGCCCGGUCCGCAUUCAGACGGACAACUCCACGGCCGUGGCGUAUGUCAUCCGCCAAGGGGGCACUCGCAGCCGCUCUGCCAUGGCCGAGGUGUCCAAGAUCUUGAUCUGGGCGGAGCGCCUGGUUCCCUCCAUAUCAGCGAUCCACAUCCCAGGGGUGGAAAAAUGGGAAACGGACUUUCUAAGUCUCUCCUCUCCUGACCCCGGGGAGUGGUCUCUUCACCCAGAGGUGUUGAAGUCCAUUUGCCAUCACUUGGGGAUUCCGGACGUGUACCUCUUUGCGUCCCGCCUGAACCAAAAGGUUCCGGCCUUCGUGGCAAAGUCCCGAGAUCCUCUGGCACUGGUCGCGGACGCUCUCGUCAUUCCCUGGUCUCGGUUCACGCUCCCUUAUCUGUUUCCGCCACUUCCUCUUCUGCCCAGUGUGCUGAGGAAACUCAAGACUGAAGGCGUCUCGGCCAUUCUGGUGGCUCCGGAUUGGCCCCGCCGCUCUUUGCACGCCGACUCAGACCUUGAAAUGCGUUUGGCUAUUAGUUCUCUCAAGAGUCAAGUGUCGGUGCGGUCUAUUCUUUUUCAGCGGCUUCUGGCUUCUAAUUCUUCUGUUCGCACCUUCCUUCAGGGGGUAGCUCAUGAGAUUCCUCCUUACAGGUCUCCUACUCCCCAUUGGUACUUGAAUUUGGUCCUAAGCGAUUUGCAGUCCGCUCCUUUCGAGCCUAUCCUUCGUUUCCUUUCUUGGAAGGUGUCCUUCCUGGUUGGCGUGACCUCCAUCCGGCGGGUGUCGGAAUUGGCAGCUCUCUCCUGUCAACCCCCCUUCCUGAUUCUUCAUCAGGACAAGGCUGUGCUCCGACCAGUACCUUCUUUUCAACCGAAGGUAGUUUCUUCCUUUCAUCUUAACGAGGAUAUCGUUCUUCCCUCCUUCUGCCCUGCUCCGUCUCAUCCUAAAGAGCGCUCUCUCCACAACCUGGAUGUGGUCAGGGCUUUACGGGCUUACCUUUCAGCCACCUCUCCCUUUCGAUGGUCGGAUUCGCUGUUCGUCCUUCCGGAGGGCCGACGCAAGGGUUUGCCGGCUUCUAAGGCCACCAUCUCCAGGUGGAUCCGGUCCGCCAUUUCUGAGGCGUAUCGUUCUAAGGGGAAGAAUCCCCCUUUCCGGGUUACGGCUUACUCCACUCGCUCUGUGGGGGUCUCUUGGGCGGUCUUUAACUGGGCUUCCGCUCUACAGCAGUGUGUGGUUCCUUGUGUAAAUGUAUUUUUUUUUCUAUUAUCUAUAUGCAUUUUUAAAGAUGGUGUCAAAGGAAGUAACCUUUCCCCAGCUUCUCACCCUCGUAUCCUGCCACCAGAAAAGAGACCACCUGAGCCGCCGGGUCCCCCUCCUCCGCCACCUAUUCCAGAGGGAGAUGCUGCAGAUACAAAUCCGCCGUCAACAACUGCCCUGAUUCAACUUUUCACUCAAUCUGAUGUGGAACCAGACCCCGUGAAGGGGGUUCGAGACACUCACAGACUACCCUCAGACUUUACCUGUAAAUUAUCCUCCAGGACUUACAGCUCGGAGGGCCCAGAGGAUGUAUAUAAUGUAGGGUCUGAUGACAGAGACUCAGGGCAACUCCUUGGGGAACAAUCCCCACAGUCAGUAGCUCAAAACAGAACAUUCCCAGCACAACUGGGGGAAACAAGUGGUUACCAGGGAACAGGAUCCCUGCAAUUUCCAGGGGAUCAAGACCUCAGGUUUACAAGGGUCCCUCUAGGAAUGCACUCCGGCACAGUGCCUCCAACUGGACAGACAGAGGGGAGCAGUAACAGUUCUCACCUUUACCAAGAAGCCAAAAUAUCUAAUUUCAAUGAGUUGGGGUCAGGGACUGCAGCAGGAACAAACCAGACAUGGGCGGCCCCUUCUCAGGCUUUCAGCAAGGCUUACAGAGCGCCGAACCAUGCGCCUCCAAGAGGGGGACGGGGACGAGGAGUCCCUUACUGAAAUCCACUGACAUUGCCGUGAAACCUCCAUCCUUCCGAUCUGCUUCCCAAUAGGGUGACAGAUAUAUUGUGGCUGAUUGUAGCGGCUGCACUUGUUCUAUACCCACAGAGCCUUGAAAUUUACUUGGGAUUGAAAAAAAAAAAAAAAAAAAGAGAAAAGUGGUACUGACGGAGAAUGGUCCAUUGCUGCUCCACCAAUAUGUGUUGGACACCUUGAACUUUUUUGACUUAGCUUGUUCAUCCCUUACUCAUUUUUCUAUUUUGAUGGUUCAUCAGAAAUGGCAAGUAUCCAUGUUUUAAGACGGUUAUAAAGCAGGUCGUGUAACACAGGUUAUGUGUUUUAAGUAAUCUCCUGUGCUGCUAAAGGGCUCACCAUGCGGAUUAUUAUUUUUUGCAUAUUGACCCUUAUGGCAAUGUAAGUGGCGUCGCUCAGAAAACUAAGAGAGAAGCCACAUGAAUGCAGCUGGCUGUGUAAAAACGUGUUUUGGUUAUUUUUUGUCUUUUUUUUAUUUUAUUUUUUUUCUUGUGUCAAACUGCUGGAUUUAUACAUACAACUCCUCACUGUUCUCUGAUCAGCGCCUCUGUGUUUUAGUUUUACCUCAAAUUUGGCAGAGAAUCUCCAGACCUGAGAAAACAGACUGCAGUGGGACAG
Hyla sarda is the source of this 7011-nucleotide messenger RNA. RefSeq names its product cyclin dependent kinase 12 (gene CDK12). Gene Ontology annotation, molecular function: protein kinase activity; ATP binding. The record is from RefSeq and is a predicted model, not a curated record. Lineage: Eukaryota; Metazoa; Chordata; Amphibia; Anura; Hylidae. Gene Ontology annotation, biological process: protein phosphorylation.